UUAAUAUUUGACGUUUCUCUGCAGUUAGUUAGACUUGAAUGAUCUAUAUAACAGAAAAAUCGGAAAUUCAAACUCACUUCUUUGGGUUCUCUCGUCUCUGCGUUACAUCCUUCUUCUCUGAGCUCUCUCCGCUCGAUCGAUCAUCCAGGUAACGCCGCAAUUGCGAUUAGCUUUCUUGAUUUAGUAUGCAGAGAUAAAGAUACUAACUUUCCUCCUUUUAACUGCCUCAAGAAGUAAUCACCUGUUGAUUUAUGAUCCUAUAGUUGUUCAAGAGAUAUAACUCUUCUAUAGAUUACACUGAUGCAUGUUCUUAGCUCUGUGAUCCUACUUGAUUGAUUGGUAGAAAUUGUUUGAUCAAACCAAACAUUGUGCUUUCUGAAGUUUAGCAUCUCUGUGGAAUUAUAAUCAUUUCAUUGUUAUAGCUUUUGGAUUUUUCUCUAUGAGAGUUUUUUCAGGGUUUGAAGCACAAUGUUUGGUUUGAAGCAACCAAAGCCGGCUGGUUCUGGGCCUUCUGGCUCGAAUCCUUUUGAUUCGGAUGAUGACACCUUAAAGCCAUCAAAUAGGAUUAACCCUGAACCUUCUCUAGCCGCUAAGAAUCUCAGCUUAAACUCUUUUGAUGAUGAUGAUUGUGAUGAGAAGAGAUUCACUACUUCUUCUAAACCCUCUUUGGAUCUGGAUGCAAAGAGCCGGUACAGGAACGGUUUUCGUGAUUCUGGAGGUGUUGAGAACCAGAGUGUUCAGGAACUUGAGAGCUAUGCUGUGUACAAGUCUCAGGAAACAACCAAAACCGUACAAGGGUGUCUGAAAGUAGCAGAGGAGAUCAGAUCAGAUGCUGCCAGGACUCUGGUCAUGUUGAAUGAGCAAGGAGAGAAGAUCACAAGGACGCACCACAAGACUGUUGACAUCGAUCAUGAUCUCAGUCGGGGUGAGAAACUUCUUGGAAGCCUCGCUGGCAUUUUUUCACCGACUUGGAAGCCAAAGAAGACUCGUUCCAUAACUGGUCCUGUUAUAACUAAAGGUGAAUCACCCAAGAGGAGAGUUAACCACUUGGAAACCAGAGAGAAGCUGGGGUUGAACCAUUUGCCCAAACCACAAUCAAGAACCCAUGAACCGCUCCCUGAAUCCGCUAAUGCCUAUCAGAAACUAGAGAUGGAGAAAGCAAAGCAGGACGAUGGACUUGCAGAUUUGAGUGAUCUACUCAGCGAACUGAAGAACAUGGCUGUUGAUAUGGGAACUGAAAUCGAAAGGCAAAACAAUGGACUUGAUCAUCUUCAAGACGAUGUCGACGAGCUUAACUUCAGAGUGAAACAAUCUAACCAACGAGCUCGCCGUUUACUCCGGAAGUAAAACUAGUUAGCUUCUCUAUUCUCUUGAUCAUUUUGUUGCUUUAAACUCAUGAAACAAUAGAUUGAAUCUAUUAGAUUCAAUGUUCUAAUCCUGAUCUUAAUAAACAAUUGAAACAUUUGACUUCAACAA
Molecule: messenger RNA, 1476 nt
Organism: Brassica napus (rape)
Lineage: Eukaryota; Viridiplantae; Streptophyta; Magnoliopsida; Brassicales; Brassicaceae
Product: SNAP25 homologous protein SNAP33-like
Exons: 5
Coding region: 469-1347 (292 amino acids)
Cellular component (GO): plasma membrane; SNARE complex
Molecular function (GO): SNAP receptor activity
Source: RefSeq, a predicted model, not a curated record